This is a messenger RNA of Thunnus maccoyii (southern bluefin tuna), 3892 nucleotides long. RefSeq names its product bone morphogenetic protein 7-like. NCBI's taxonomy places the organism in Eukaryota, Metazoa, Chordata, Actinopteri, Scombriformes, Scombridae. The coding region runs from base 1714 to 2991 and encodes 425 amino acids. The record is from RefSeq and is a predicted model, not a curated record. The transcript has 7 exons. Gene Ontology annotation, biological process: SMAD protein signal transduction. Gene Ontology annotation, molecular function: growth factor activity; cytokine activity. Gene Ontology annotation, cellular component: extracellular region.
AGUAUAUAAAAAAAACAAACAAACAAACAAAAAACCUAAACAAAACAAAACAGUUAGUUAAGUUACCUGACGUGGGAACUAUUUUCAUCACAUGGGCUAUUAUUCAGCUGCUGUGUGCAUUUAAACAGUAGGCGAUGUGACACACAGUGCGGUUGCAGCUCCAGUGGGAGACGUAAUGAGAACCGUAUUGCACUGAGUCAGUGUGCAAAGUUGUCUGACUGUGCAGCAGCUAAACAGUUUGUGCUGCUGCAACAGAGUGUAAAAGCUCCUUCAGGUUAAAAGGAUGUAUGAUGAAGAGGCCGGGGUGGAGAGACAGUCACAUAGAGGACCUGUUGGCAUGCAUCCACCCUGAAAAAGUGUUCUUGAGCAAAACAAAUAUUUACAACCUUAAUGGUUAUUAUUACAGAGGUAGGACAGUUUAUAGAUGUUUGUAGUGGAUAGAGAGGACUCUUGGGUUUAUAUUGGGUUGCAGGGAUGAGUCAUGUAAAGUGACCUCUGCUGGGAAGAAACCUUCUUAAGGGACUAGUCUCUGCUGCCAAGGUAACUUUGAAUUACAUUUUUGGUAGUGUGAUUUUUAGUUUGAAUUAAUCAAUAUAAUGAUUAUCCCAGUAGUCCAUUUUCACAAAGAAGUUGAAAAACAGAAGUUGAGAAGCAGUUGAGCACAUUAGUAAAAGGUCAUUUUAGUUUGGUGGCUAUGACACAUUAACCUCUUCCUUUGAGUAUUAUGUUCCGAUCCAGUCAGCGCUGUCCUAAAACCUAAGUAACACAUGUAUAAUCUGUACUUAAAAGUUGGAUUCUUGCUUUGUCAUGCAUCACCCACCCCCACACCCAUUAACCCUCUAUUAAAGUAGUCACAGUGAGUGCUUUGCACAUUGUUGUAGUAAUUCAUUGGGGCUAUUGGCAUGUCCCUUCAUGUGCCUGCAACUGCUGCUGCUGAUCACCCUCAAACCCCUCAACAAUUAGGGUGGGCCUGAGUUUAUUGUUUGAGUUCAAAGAUGUCUGUGUUGGAGACAGGAUUAUGGGAUUUCCCCCCUUUACCUUUGGACUGAUCAUUUAGGAGGGGUUGGAGUAUUCCAUGUGCACUGUGUUGAAGCAGCUGAAACCUCAACAGUAUUUCACACUGUCUGGAUAGAGGAGAAGUUUGAAAAUGAAUAUUAGACACAUGACAUUUGAUGUUGGAAGAGAAACACUGGCUGCCAGGCUAAACACUGCGUGCAGAGAAAAAGAGGAGACUGUCUUUAGAAUACAAGGUGUGCUAAUCAUAUAUUAAUAAUAAGAUCACUUUCAGUGGCUUAACAAUCAUGACCAAACAAAGAAUCAAUUGAUUGGACACUUGGAUUUGAAAGGUCCACACCCCACCCAUCUUAUUACCAAGAUAGAGAGGUGCACUCCAUAAUAGGACACUGAUCUUUUGUCGCCCUACUUUAUUUGACUCAUCCCCGCAAACUCUCCCACUCUUUCCAGUCUUGGUUUAUCCCGUUCUGAACCCCUCCUGCCCCUCCCCUGACACAGCGCCUCAAUAAAACCCAUUCCAAAGUUGCCAUCAAGAGAAGCGCACGGCUGUAUCACACCAGAGGACAGUGCGCAGCGGCAGAUGAGUUAAUAGAGGGUAGUGUAUUUAACCCCCCCACGCACAGGAGGACUGUUUAUGAAGGAACCGCAUCCCCAGGCUAACUUUGGAAUAGUUAAAGCCGCGCGUAAAAUUUGGGUAAAAUGGUGACAAGCGCCUUGGCGACAUUAACGACCCUUCUGGCGUGGAGGUGCUGCGUGUUGGCCACUCAGGUCGCCUUCUCCAACUUCUCCAUGGACAACGAGGUGCGCUCCAGCUUCAUCCAGCGGCGGCUGCGGAGCCAGGAGCGCAGGGAGAUGCAGCGGGAAAUCCUCUCCAUCCUGGGGCUGCCGCACCGUCCGCGGCCGCACGUCCACACCAAACACAACGCUGCCCCGAUGUUCAUGCUGGACCUGUACAAUACAAUCUCUACAGACGCAGAGCCGCCCGGAUAUUCUUACUACAAGCCCCUUUUACCAACCCAGGCCUCCCCCAUGGUGACACCACAGGACAGCCGCUUCCUGGAUGACGCAGAUAUGGUGAUGAGCUUUGUCAAUCUUGUUGAUCAGGAUCAGGAUCUUCUGUACCAGCAGCACCAAAGGGAAUUCAGAUUUGAUCUUUCCCGUAUUCCAGAGGGAGAAGCUGUCACAGCAGCAGAGUUCAGGAUUUACAAGGACUUCAUCCAGGAACGCUAUGAGAACGAAACGUUCAGAGUCAGUGUCUACCAGGUCCUGCAGGAACCUCCAAACGGUGAAGUGGAGCUGCUGCUGCUGGACCAGCGUGAAGUGUGGGCUGCAGAGGAGGGCUGGCUGGUCUUUGACCUUACCGCCACUAGUAACCUCUGGGUGGUCAACCCUGAGCAGAACCUUGGCCUGCACCUGGUCCUGGAGGACAGACAUGGCCAGAGGAGGAGCCCCCAGCUGGCGGGACUGUUGACGGGCAGUGGACCCCAGGACAAGCAGCCCUUCAUGGUUGCCUUCUUCAAAGCCAAUGAGGUUCGCUUCCGCAGCAUCCGCUCUGCCCACGGCCAUAAGGGACGCCAGUCUAACCGCUCCAGAUCCCAGAAGACUGUACAUGAUGCACUAAAGGCAGUGGAGGCUGCAACAGAUAAUCUGGGCAUCUCCAAAGAGGGAUGUAAAAAGCAUGAGCUGUAUGUCAGUUUCAGAGAUUUGGGAUGGCAGGACUGGAUCAUAGCACCAGAAGGCUAUGCUGCGUACUACUGUGAGGGGGAGUGCGCCUUCCCUCUCAACUCCUACAUGAAUGCCACCAAUCACGCUAUUGUGCAAACUCUGGUGCACUUUAUCAACCCGGAGACGGUGCCCAAGCCCUGCUGUGCCCCCACACAGCUCCAUGGCAUCUCAGUGCUCUACUUUGAUGACAGCUCCAACGUAAUCCUCAAGAAGUACCGCAACAUGGUGGUCAGAGCCUGUGGCUGUCACUGACCGCUCGCCCCCCUCCCCUCCCAUGAGUUCUGCAAAUCCAGAGGGACACUUAAGAAAGGAGGACGCGAAGGGACCAGAUACAAGAGAUGACUGACUGCCUGUCACAGAAUGAGCUUUAAUCUGGGGAUUGUAUUUAUGACCAGCAGCUGAACCGCCCACGCAGUAUUAACCACUACCGCAAACCAAUUAGAACUGGUCACAGAGGAAGGUUGAACAAAGGAUUUUCUUAUGUUUUCCUUUCAGUGUGACUUGGAAAGUUUGCACUAAAAUGACCCAGAGAGGUUUCUUCAGAAACAAAACAUUUAAGAAAGUAAAAAGUUACUCAUAUUUAUCCCUGUUGGCAGAGAUUAUAUAACACAAACUGUAUCUGCAUUUGAAUUCUGUUGUGACCAUCAGGUAUGACGAUAUAAAAUGUUGCCUGGGUGAAAAUGUGCAUUUGAUAACAGACCUCACAGCUCAUACAACUUUGGAUCUCCAUCUUCCUGUUAAACCACUGAAUCUUGUCUUUCGGAACAGCUGGAUAAACUUGAGUCCUGAUAAAGAAAAAAAUCUGUGUUCUGUAACAAACUUAAGUGGUGUUGAACAGGUGUUCAGCAGGCCAGUUGGACCGGAUCAGGAGUAAGACAUCUGGCAGCGUGUCUGUGUGCUGCUGAUGUAGAGGAGCUCUGUAAAGAAUGACAGCCGAGACUGUUAAUAACGGUGUGUGGGAUUGAAAGGCCCGGCUUCUCCUGGUGCAGACAUACAGUAUAUCAUCGGGCUUGAGAAAGGCAUACAGUCUGCAAGAUGUCAGUAAUUCAUCUUCAUGAGACAGACAUCAGGUUUUGCACCAUCACCCCCACUGCAGCUGCCUUCUGGCAUCAGACCAGAGCUGCAGGAGGGCAAAGAGAGGCUGUAAUUUUAU